AUGGUUGCUUCUCGUCUAUUUUUACGGGGUGCAUCCGGAUUCCGGGCAUUCUCUACAUCGCGUAUUCUCCAAUCGGAACUAUCGUAUCAAGCUUUUGGCCCGGAGAAGGAGCAAGCCAGUCGGAGUCCAAUUCUCUUCUUGCAUGGUCUCUUUGGCUCCAAACAGAACAAUAGAAGCAUCAGCAAAGCUCUUGCACGUGACCUCGACCGUCAAGUCUUCACUCUGGAUUUGAGAAAUCAUGGACAUUCUUUCCAUCAUCCAGAGCAUAACUACUCUGCCAUGGCGGAUGAUGUGGAGAAGUUCAUCCAUCAGCACGACCUGGCCAAGUGUAUCCUGAUCGGGCAUUCCAUGGGAGCGAAGACUGCAAUGACUGUUGCGCUACGGUCUUCCGAUCUGGUAUCGGCUCUUAUCCCAGUCGACAACGCGCCCGUCAACGCUCCGCUGAAGAGUGACUUUGGGAAGUACGUGCGCGGCAUGCAAGAGGUCGAAUCGCAGAAAGUUACGAAACAAUCGGACGCGGACAAGAUUCUGCGAGAGUACGAAGAGGCCCUCCCUAUCCGCCAAUUUCUCCUGACCAAUCUAAUCCGCGGGGAGGACAACCAAACCAUGAAAUUCCGCAUUCCCCUCUCAGUGCUGGGACCAGCGAUCCCCGCCAUGGCUGAUUUCCCAUUUUCUGAGCCUGGCUCCAUCACCUACGACGGCCCUACGCUCUUCGUUAGAGGCACAAGGAGUAAAUAUGUGAGCGACGACACGAUCCCCGCCAUCAAGAAAUUCUUCCCGAACGCCGAGAUAGCCGACGUCGAGGCAGGCCACUGGCUGAUUUCGGAGAAUCCGGAGGCUUUCAGACAAGCUGUUGUCAAGUUCUUGAAGAACGUCUCUUAG
Aspergillus clavatus NRRL 1 is the source of this 882-nucleotide messenger RNA. Its product is annotated as putative alpha/beta hydrolase. Lineage: Eukaryota; Fungi; Ascomycota; Eurotiomycetes; Eurotiales; Aspergillaceae. The transcript is spliced from 6 exons. Gene Ontology annotation, cellular component: mitochondrion. Bases 1 to 882 code for a protein of 293 amino acids. The record is from RefSeq and is a predicted model, not a curated record.